ACGGCGGAGGCGGGAGUCGGGGGCGGUCGCCUCUCGGAGCUCAUCGGCGCGGCCGCCGGCGGGGCGCGGGCGGCGCUGCCAUGGCCCUGCCCGCCGGCCCUCUCAAGGUCUGCAUCGUGGGCUCGGGAAACUGGGGUUCUGCAGUUGCCAAAAUAGUAGGCAAUAAUGUAAAAAAAUUGCAGAAGUUUGCUUCCACGGUGAAGAUGUGGGUCUUCGAGGAGAAUAUUAAUGGGAGAAAACUGUCAGAUAUCAUAAAUAGAGAACAUGAAAAUGUAAAGUAUCUCCCUGGACACAAGCUGCCAGAUAAUGUGGUUGCUAUCCCAAACCUUAAUGAAGCUGUACAGGAUGCAGACUUGCUGGUUUUCGUCAUUCCUCAUCAGUUCAUUCAUAAAAUCUGCGAUGAAAUCACAGGGCGAGUACCCAAGAAAGCGCUCGGCAUAACUCUCAUAAAGGGAAUAGAUGAAGGCCCGGAGGGACUCAAACUGAUCUCUGACAUUAUUCGAGAGAAGAUGGGAAUAGACAUCAGUGUGCUGAUGGGAGCUAACCUUGCCAAUGAGGUGGCAGCAGAGAAAUUCUGUGAAACCACAAUAGGCAGCAAAAUCUUGGAAAAUGGCCUUCUCUUCAAAGAACUCCUGCAGACUCCAAACUUCCGAAUAACUGUAGUAGAUGAUGCAGAUACAGUUGAGCUUUGUGGUGCUCUGAAGAAUAUAGUAGCAGUAGGAGCUGGGUUCUGUGAUGGUCUUUGCUGCGGUGACAAUACCAAAGCUGCCAUUAUUCGCCUUGGCCUCAUGGAGAUGAUCGCCUUUGCCAGAAUAUUUUGCAAAGGACAGGUGUCUACUGCCACUUUCCUGGAGAGCUGUGGAGUUGCUGAUCUCAUCACAACGUGUUAUGGUGGCCGGAAUCGACGUGUAGCAGAAGCAUUUGUUAAAACUGGAAAGUCUAUUGAAGAAUUAGAGAAAGAAAUGUUGAAUGGUCAGAAACUGCAAGGACCACAGACUUCUGCAGAAGUGCAUCGCAUCCUGAAGCAGAAAGGAAUGCUGGAGCAGUUUCCGCUAUUCACGGCUGUGUAUCAAAUCUGCUACGAAGGGAGGCCUGUCAGGGAGAUGAUAACCUGCCUUCAAAGUCAUCCAGAGCACAUGUAAAAUCAAUCAGGCUGUUGAAAUAACGCAGCCUGCUGCCUUUCGAAUUAAUGUCUGGGUUCAAGUGGAUGUAUCUAUCAUUAAGCUUCCUUCAAAGCCGCUCACUAGGCAACAGUAACAACAUGAAUGUCUCUGAAGGGGUGUUGUUUUGUCCUACACAGCCUAGUUUGACACAGCAUGCAGUGUUGGCUUGGUGAUUGUCGUUCUACUGGCUAAAAUGCAACUGGUUUAAGAUACGCAGUACGGAAGUUGCACUACAAACCUGGUUUAUAUACGCAAGUGUACUUUGAGUGUGCUCCUACGCCAUAAAACACAAGGGUUUGUUGUCU
Empidonax traillii (willow flycatcher) is the source of this 1468-nucleotide messenger RNA. It is a transcript of the gene GPD1L, whose product is annotated as glycerol-3-phosphate dehydrogenase 1 like. Gene Ontology annotation, cellular component: cytosol; glycerol-3-phosphate dehydrogenase (FAD) complex. Gene Ontology annotation, biological process: glycerol-3-phosphate catabolic process; carbohydrate metabolic process. Gene Ontology annotation, molecular function: glycerol-3-phosphate dehydrogenase [NAD(P)+] activity; protein homodimerization activity; NAD binding. NCBI's taxonomy places the organism in Eukaryota, Metazoa, Chordata, Aves, Passeriformes, Tyrannidae. The record is from RefSeq and is a predicted model, not a curated record. The coding region runs from base 81 to 1142 and encodes 353 amino acids. The transcript has 8 exons.